GGAGAAAAAAAAUGCACCAGAAAGAACGAAGUCAUUUAAUACGAAGCAUGAUGUUUUGCUUAGGACAUUCGCUGUCCACAUACACAAGAUAAAAGUUAAAUAUGGGAUGCUGCGAAUAAGAUAACUUAUUAUCGAAUUGACGAGGACGAUACGCUUGGAGUGGUUUUGCUUAAAGUUGAGGAACACGUCGAGUCUGUCGGAUUUGUGCAUCCCUUGGAAACACAACAGAGCUGCAUAAGAGACACUGGAUGUUGAGCACCAGGGCAAGGAGAAACUCAGAUGCCGAAACCAAUGUAAGGACUAGGCUACUGCCACAUUUCGCAUGUCUCAUUAUGGAAGUAGCUCAGAUUUUUAUUUUCAAAGUAGCAAUUGAUGAGAGGCUGGUACGCGACUUUGUAACCAACUACUGUGGCUAACUAGCUACUUCUACAUUCCUUUAGCCAACUUGUAGUCUGCGGAACGAACGGCUUUCCAAAAAAAAAAAAGAAAUUCGGAUUCCAUGGAUUUCCCCAGAAAACGUGUCCCUCUACAACACUUGGAUUUUUUUGCCGAAUAAAGUGGAGCGUGACAGCCUUAUGUUGAAGUCUGAAAUACCAUUUACCUCAUCUCUUCUGCCAUCACGAUGGCACAUUUUGGUAGUUUUAGUAUACAGUACUGUUGUCGGUUGAUUUGGCCGUUAUUGUGCAUGUUCGUAACGUUCGGCUACAUCUCGGUUGCCACUCCAUCACAUGGUCGCCGGUUGGUUUGUUGGCAGGCGAUCAUGAAGUGUCAAGGAGAAGCAGAAUGCCACUAUGCAUACGAACAGUAUAUGCACGCAUGUGCGCCGGUAAUAAUGGGAGAGAAAAUGAAGUGUCCCAGCCACUGUAUUUCAUCCCUUAUUCAGCUCAAUCAAACAAAAAAUGGACCAUCUCUAGAGGACUGUGACUGCGCUACGGAUGCGAUCUGCAGAAAUACAAAACGGGCAAUUGAGCCUUGCUUGCCUAAGACUAGCACCAUGGGCUGCACUGAAGCCCGGCGCCAGUGCGAGAGAGACUCCCAGUGUAGCGGUGCUAUGCGCGAUUAUUUAAUUCACUGUGGUAAACUUUUCAGUGGGGUAAGGUGUACGGACGCAUGUCGGAAUGUGAUUUACAACAUGCGCAGCAUACCUAAAGCUGCACUCUUGGAUACUUGCGUGUGUGACGGAACAGAAAGGACCAUAUGCGAGUAUGUAAAAAUAAGCAUGAAAACUCUUUGCUUUGACUCUCCUGAUAAAUAUGUUGGCAGCGGAUUUUCUGAUUCGGAGCAAGAUGACGAAGAUUAUUACAUGGCUACGGAAUACCCCGUGUACGAGGAAAAUACAGGUAGUUUUAACGGACCCCUUACUGUUUUGACUAUGGGGGCAUCCAUUUUGGUUCUAUUCUCCCAGCUCUAAUCAUCGAGGUUAAUCAUCGACCAGAAGAAUAUGUUUGACUUUUGUCAACUUUUGUCAUUCAGCUGUGCAAUAGCAGAUCAGUGUUUUGACUCCAAAGAGUAUGAACUCACCUUUCCGUUUAUUAUUAAUUUCCCAGGGAGCCAUAUGAGUUUUUAUAUCGAUUGAAAGCUGGCAUCUUUAAUUUCUAUGCAUUCAUACAGCUUCACGCCCCUUGCUGUAAUGAUAAUGGCUCUAUUGGUAAAUAGAAGCAACACUAAAGCCUUAUCAGUAUGUCCUGCAAGACCCAAACGUAAAUAAGUCAAUACUACUGCAUGGAAGUACAUGUAUUUGUUUAAGAAGCCCUGAAAAUGAUCACAUUUACCUAUUGGUUCAAAGCUGGAAGAAAUGGGACAUGACAGGAAAUACCUACACAAUUGUGUUUAUUUAGUUUGUGUCCAACCGAUGCAUUGUUCAAAAAGAAAGCUAUGCAACACUUCACGCAUCAUACAUCAUGGUUUGAAACUUCUUUUGUAAAUUUGCCUUCAAUGAAUUCAGAGAUAAGCAUUUCAUUUUUAUAAAGACCAUGUGAUGCUUGAUUUUUUGCAUAGUAGCUUGGGUUGCACAUAUGCAACAUGCUACCUUCUUACAUCAGAAUAUUGUGUUCAUCUUAAUAAUUUUAAUUGCUGAUGAAUCAGAAUGAAAUGCAAGCAUUAACAUUUAAAGGGAAAGUAAUUUUUUAUGAGAAAAAAAAGAACUGUGCUGUAUAUCAAGAACAGUUUUUCAGAGAUAAUUGUAUGAUUGUGCUGUUUUUUUAAAUUAGAGCAUCCACUGACCAGAAAUGUCUAAAAUCCACUGUAUGACUGUAUGGUGCAUGUAAUGAAUGCUUGAAAGUUUUGCAAGUUUUAGCUGAGCAUACUUGACUGCUUUUUAUGUUUAAUGCCAUGUAAAUAAUUUCUCAAUAUAAAUGUUUAUGUUUCUUA
This is a messenger RNA of Conger conger (European conger), 2370 nucleotides long. Its product is annotated as growth arrest-specific protein 1-like. Gene Ontology annotation, biological process: regulation of cell cycle. The transcript has a single exon. Bases 623 to 1411 code for a protein of 262 amino acids. The record is from RefSeq and is a predicted model, not a curated record. NCBI's taxonomy places the organism in Eukaryota, Metazoa, Chordata, Actinopteri, Anguilliformes, Congridae.